CGCUGCAGUACAGUAGUUUCGCGAGAUCGCUAGCGCCAAGUCCCUAUCUACUGUACCAUGAAGUGGAUUAGAUUGCUUCCCUCCUUGGAUUACAUUGCACUUCUUCCCAUCCUUCCCGUUGGCGGCGCUCCCGCCCUGAUGACAAGAAUCGGAAAUCAACACUGUAGGAGGAUGACGAACACCCCCUUUCUACCUUUACUUUUUGUCUUCAUGCAGUCAAAACUACGCCCAUUAGAGUUAUGGUCAAUAUUGGUUACGCUAGCAAAGGCUGCACUACUUGCAGGCUGAGACGAAUUCGAUGCGACACAACCCGACCGACCUGCCAACGGUGCGCGAAAUCAAACAGAAUCUGUCUCGGCUAUGAUGUAUCGAAGGGACGAGCAAGUCUCGCCGAAAUCUGCAGCGUACCUGCUAAUAAAGAUGGUUCAUCGCCUGUCUCUGGGAUAUCAGUGGUUCCAUCUGUGUUACAACCACAGGACCUUCAUCAAACCUGGGCAUCGGUGGACGCUACACUCAUUCUUAGUAACUCGACGAUGAUCCGUGCAAUUUCUCAUCCUACGAAUUCAACUAGGUAUCCCUUUGACAAUAGACAUACUGUAGAUGGUCCUAGGAAGGCAGCACUCCUCGUGCAAAAUGUGAUCAGCAGCGGCUUUUCCACCCUCCGCAACCCGAUACAGACUAUCGAGGCGCGGCGGACACAGCUGGCCAAGUACUACUUAGCUACUCGAGAGUUGAGGGAGGCUCUUGCAGUCUGGCCGGCCUCACCAGCGCUUUUCACCCCAGUGCUCUUCUUUGCAAUAUACGAGAUGACCGUUAAUCUUGACCAAGGGGACAAAACAUGGCAGAUUCAUCUCGAUGGACUGCUGAAUCUGCUUUCGCAAAUGUCCUACCGGAGCAAAACAGCGCCUUUGCCCAGGGCGAUGAUGAUCCUGGAUUCGGGCGAUGAUCUCAGGAAAGCGUUGGCAUCGUCGGCGACUGGCGGUCCAGAUAUAGCCUCUUUACUCCUAGACGUCACAAAGCUCCGUCUACGAAAGCUCAUCCCCGAGAUGGAUGUUCUUUUCAGGGAUGCUUCGAAACAUAAACGAAAACUAGACGUCCAAAAGCUCCGGGUACUUGUCAGACAGAUUUACAGGGACCUCGGGACAUUUCCUGCCAUAAUUUCAAAGCAAUUCCGUCAUAUCACUGUGGUAGACAUCGGAAUUGGUCUUUCUGACAUCCAUCAUACUAUCGAGCACACCGCAAGUGACGGUAAGAUUUGAGACAAUCGAGAGACCGGGACAGUUCACACUUUGCUGAAUCUCUUCAUGUACAGGUAUUCUCGCGAUGCGCAUAAAUGAAUACAGGGCCCUCCUGAUUAUGACUGCUAGCUUUUUGCUAUGGAGUAGCAAUUUUCUCCAGCCGGAUGACCAAUAUCAAGACACCAAGGAGUUUAUGGUGUUAUAUCGCACCAUUCUGAAUGCAGCCAACGGCGUUCGUUCAUCAG
Messenger RNA from Truncatella angustata, 1483 nucleotides. RefSeq lists its product as uncharacterized. The transcript is spliced from 2 exons. The record is from RefSeq and is a predicted model, not a curated record. NCBI's taxonomy places the organism in Eukaryota, Fungi, Ascomycota, Sordariomycetes, Amphisphaeriales, Sporocadaceae. Bases 240 to 1259 code for a protein of 339 amino acids. Gene Ontology annotation, biological process: regulation of DNA-templated transcription. Gene Ontology annotation, molecular function: DNA-binding transcription factor activity, RNA polymerase II-specific; zinc ion binding.